Molecule: messenger RNA, 1424 nt
Organism: Daphnia carinata
Lineage: Eukaryota; Metazoa; Arthropoda; Branchiopoda; Diplostraca; Daphniidae
Product: probable dimethyladenosine transferase
Exons: 7
Coding region: 113-1045 (310 amino acids)
Biological process (GO): rRNA methylation
Cellular component (GO): mitochondrial matrix
Molecular function (GO): rRNA (adenine-N6,N6-)-dimethyltransferase activity
Source: RefSeq, a predicted model, not a curated record
AAUAGGCUGGGACGCUGAAUGUGUUAGUGAACAACACGUGUUGAAGUUCUAAAUCAAUGAGUCACCAAAACUAACAUCGACUAAUUUCAAGCAUCAGCCAACCUGAACCACCAUGCCUAAAGUAAAAACAGAAAAAUCGUCUCGUAAUGGCAAAGGAGAAGUUUCGUGCAAAGAAGUUCAAGGCCUCCGUUUCAACACCAAUCUUGGUCAACACAUUCUAAAAAAUCCUAAAAUCGUAGAAAGCAUGGUUGAAAAAGCUGCACUACGGUCUACUGAUACAGUUCUGGAAAUUGGUCCUGGAACUGGUAACAUGACAGUCAAACUUUUGGAGAGAUCAAAACGGGUUGUGGCUUGUGAAGUUGAUCCUCGGAUGGUUGCUGAAUUACAAAAGCGUGUUCUAGGCACCUCCCUACAACCUAAGCUUCAUAUUAUGGUUGGAGAUGUCCUGAAAACAGAGUUACCCUUCUUUGAUGUCUGUGUUGCCAAUUUACCCUACCAAAUUUCUUCCCCAUUUGUUUUCAAAUUGUUGUUGCACAGACCAAUGUUUCGCUGUGCGUUGCUCAUGUUUCAGAGAGAGUUUGCUGAACGCUUGAUUGCAAAACCAGGUGACAAACUGUAUUGCAGGUUGUCUGUAAAUACUCAAUUACUUGCCAAAGUUGAUCAUGUUCUUAAGGUUGGUAAGAAUAAUUUUCGACCACCACCGAAGGUUGAAUCGAGCGUCGUAAGAAUAGAACCAAAGAACCCCGCGCCUCCCAUAAAUUUUCGCGAGUGGGAUGGUCUAGUUAGAAUUGGUUUCUUAAGGAAGAACCAAACCAUGAGUGCUCUUUUUAAGCACGCUUCCGUGGUCACAGUCCUCGAGAAAAAUUAUCGGACACACGCAUCUUUGCACAAUAUUGCGAUUCCGGAAAAUUUUAGCCUCAAGGACAAAGCUCAGUCGAUUCUCGUCGAAAGUAAAUUUGACCAAAAGCGUGCAAGGACUAUGGAUAUGGAUGACUUCAUUACAUUACUUCACGCGUUCAACAAAGAAGGAAUUCAUUUUGCCUAGUGUUAGAUAAUAAAAGAGAAUGUUGACAACUGUUCAAGAAUAUUUGACGGAGCCCUUAUCCCAGAGAGAACUUACUGUACACUCAUACUGUAAGCGGUGAAGAGUUACGGUGCACCGUUACUUCUUCAAGCUCUGCUUGCCGUCUACAGUCCUGUUCCGCUGAGACCAUUAUUCAAAAGGAAGUGAAGUUUUCUAAAUUACAGGGAGUAGUCCUUUUUCACGAUUUAUGGAAACCAAUAAUUUCAGCAGGUGCGUCUUUUUGAUUGAUUCUGUGAGUUCUAUGAACUCGAGUGUAGUUUGUUUACCUUUACUUGUUGCGUGACACAGCUACAUGUUCAGUACUAUCAAACCCGACCGAUAGCACGAGUGUUAAGAAUGA